UGUUUCUUUCUGUGAAAAGAUGUUUUAUACCACACAGGAAUUAAGGUAAAAUGUGUUAUGUGUGCUCUGCAUUUUAACAAAGCUGCAGGGAUUUUGGCACUCAUUAACUAAAGCCUGACAUUGUGUGAGUUUACAAUGCUUAGUUGAUGUCAUGUGAUGCCCCAGUGCCCCAGCGCACUAUUUCCUCUCACAGGUUAGUGUCCUCUCGGUUUUUCAGCUCAGAGAAAUUACCUCUGGGGCUCAUGACAGACUCCAACAAAAAGGGAGAAGAACAGGCUACAGCACAGAAAAGUUGUGUGGAAGAGGUUUUAGCAUGGGAAACUCUGGCUCCAGCCCAGUGCCUUUGGACCUCAGAGGCUAGUGGAUCAGUGCAGCUGAGAAUAGAUGACCUCUGUCCACAGGAGCCAAUCACUGUGCAUCAGAUGUUUAUGAACUCAGUUCAGAAAUAUGCCAAUUUGUUUGCCUUGGCAACUAAAAGAAAUGGCAAAUGGGAAAAGAUUACAUUCUCUGACUAUUACCAGUGCUGUCGGAUGGCUGCUAAGAGCUUUCUGAAGUUAGGGCUGGAACGUUUCCACAGUGUGGCCAUUUUGGGAUUCAAUUCAGCAGAGUGGUUCUUUUCUGCCGUAGGAGCUGUUUUUGCAGGGGGUAUAAUGACAGGGAUCUAUGCCACAAAUUCUCCAGAAGCUUGUCAUUAUGUGGCAAGUAACUCAAGAGCAAAUAUUAUUGUAGUGGAAAAUCAAACUCAGCUGGAUAAAAUUUCGCAGAUAAAAGAUAAACUGCCACAUUUGAAAGCCAUUGUGCAAUAUUCUGGACCCUUGCUGGAGAAACUGUCCAAUCUGUAUUCAUGGGAGGAGUUCAUGAGUCUGGGCCUGGAGAAAACCCUUGAUGACAUCAUCAGUAGUCAGAAAGCCAAUCAAUGUUGUGUGCUUAUCUACACAUCAGGAACCACAGGCAUGCCGAAGGGAGUGAUGCUCAGCCAUGACAAUAUCACAUGGAUGUCUCACCAUGCGAGCAGGGCUGGAGACAUGCAGCCUGCUGAGAUAAAACAAGAAUCCAUAGUGAGCUACCUCCCCCUCAGCCAUAUUGCUGCUCAGAUCUAUGACCUGUGGACAGGGAUUCAGUGGGGCGAGAUGGUCUAUUUUGCACAGCCUGAUGCUUUGAAGGGCAGCUUGAUCGAGACUUUGAAAGAGAUCAACCCUUCAUCCCAUAUGGGAGUCCCUCGUGUUUGGGAAAAAAUAAUGGAGAAAAUAAAGGCAACAGUCACACACUGUGCAUAUAUAAAAAAGAAACUGCUGACCUGGGCCAUGUCUGUUGGUAUGGAGGCUAAUCAAAGGGUUGAGGAGAAGUCAGUUCUCUUCACCUUAGCAGAUGUGCUGGUCCUGGAAAAACUUCGUGCCAAUCUGGGUUUCUCUUGUUGUGAGAAGUUCUUCUCUGGUGCAGCUCCUCUCGGAAGUGAUACUGUCAAGUUCUUCCUCGGCCUCAACAUUAGGUUAUAUGAGGCUUAUGGCAUGAGUGAAAGUAGUGGACCUCAUUUUAUGUCUGGUCCAAAUGUUUACAAGCAGUCAAGUUGUGGCAAGGUGGUUCCUGGCUGCAGAUAUAAAUUAGUGAACAUAGAUUCUGAUGGUAUUGGGGAGGUGUGCUUUUGGGGUCGGAAUGUCUUUAUGGGGUACCUCAACAUGGAGGACAAAACCAAGGAAACCUUGAAUGAGGAUGGCUGGCUGCAUUCUGGAGACUUGGGCAAAACAGAUGAAGAAGAUUUCCUUUACAUUGCUGGAAGGAUAAAAGAGUUGAUAAUAACUGCUGGUGGAGAGAAUGUCCCUCCACUUCCUAUAGAGGAUGCUGUGAAAAAGGAGCUGCCUAUAAUCAGUAAUGCCAUGCUAAUUGGGGACAAGAGGAAGUUUCUCUCAAUGUUGCUCACACUUAAGUGUGUCACCAGUGCUGAAACCAUGGAGCCCACCGAUGACCUUAGCUAUGACACUGUGGAAUACUUUCAGCAACGUGGCAUCCAGGCAACAAAGGUUUCAGAUGUAAUUGGACGGAAAGAUGAAGUAGUGAACCAGGUCAUUCAGGAGGGCAUUGACCGGGUCAAUGCGAAGGCCAGCUCCAAUGCCCAGCGUAUUCAGAAAUGGACAAUUAUAGGGAAAGACUUCUCAGUCUGUGGAGGAGAGCUAGGCGAGUACCACCUUCAAACUUGGAUUAAUUGGUUCAUUGAAUUCAGCAGCACUUAUAACUAAUAAUUUGUCAUUUUUAGGCCCAACAAUGAAACUGCGACGACCGUUUGUCCUGAAGAUGUACCACAACGAAAUAGAAAAUUUCUACAGAGAAUGAAAAAAUAACUACAGCGAACCAGACUAGAAUAGGGGAGUCAGUAGGAUUCACCUCACUGAUCACACCCAAUUCAGUUAGUUCAUCAGCUACUUACCAAGGACUUUCUAAGCUGAAUUUGGUCUGUUACAAAGGGGAGAACACAAAUGUCUGCACAUAUCUACAUCACACCUGUGACCGGAGUCUGACACACAGAAUCUAGAAGGUGUAUUUAAAAUCAUUCCAGUCAAACAGUCUUCCUUAAUGAAACCUUAUCUUUUAGAGUCAGUUGAUAUUUGUUAGAGAUAAUUAAAUUAUUUGGAAGAAUAAUGCUCUAAUCCAGACGUUCUCAAGCUUUUGUAACUAAAGCCCCCAUUAUCAUGUGGCAUGCCCUCCCCCCAUUUGGAGGAGACCAGAUAUAAUGAUGAUCUAUUCUAUUCUUAUAAACACA
Messenger RNA from Ictalurus punctatus (channel catfish), 2755 nucleotides. RefSeq names its product acyl-CoA synthetase bubblegum family member 1 (gene acsbg1). Gene Ontology annotation, cellular component: endoplasmic reticulum; membrane. Gene Ontology annotation, molecular function: long-chain fatty acid-CoA ligase activity. Lineage: Eukaryota; Metazoa; Chordata; Actinopteri; Siluriformes; Ictaluridae. The record is from RefSeq and is a predicted model, not a curated record.